Molecule: messenger RNA, 18246 nt
Organism: Cinara cedri
Lineage: Eukaryota; Metazoa; Arthropoda; Insecta; Hemiptera; Aphididae
Source: the annotation of a GenBank genome assembly
CGCGAGAAUAGUGUCCUGCACUAAGUAUUAUAUUUAACACCGUGAACCAGUGUAGACGUGCAUGUAGGUACUGGCUGGCUAACCGAUCAAAUGACAUCCAGUGUGUUGUGCGAUUUAUCCAGUCGAUAAAAUUCAUCACUAUAUUAAAAUAUGAUGCACGUUAUUAUGAAUCGGAGAUACGGCAUCGAUAAGUUGCUUUUACUAAUAUUUAUCGUUUUGGAUUUUCACGUUUUAGCCAGUGUAGCGGACGAUGAUCGAAUACAGAAUGUUACUGUUUCGCUGUAUUCACAUAAUAAAACCGGUAAGAUCUACGCAAAUCCAUGAUAUGAACGCGUAAUUCAACGUAUUAUCAUUUCUAAUGAUUUAUUAUCGAGUCCGGAUUUUCUUAUAAAAUAUCCUAAAUUUAAUGCUUAAGUUGCUAAUAGUAUUAGAUUCUCGGCGGAGCGAGGAAUAUUUUGGUUUUACAAUGAUGUGUGCUCCUUUUUUUUAUACGUCUGUGAGCAACUAUUAUAACAGAAAUCUUGUUUUUCGUCAAAAAUGAACAAAUACCUCUUUUUUUGCAAUUUGGAUCUAGUUAGUGCGUUGAGGAGGUCUUUUUUAAUUUUCCAAGUAGUUUUGCAUAAUAAUUGGCAAAAACCGGAAAAAACUAUCGAAAAAGUGGACAAAUAUUGACAAUUUAACAAAAGGUUCAUUAUAAGUUGUACUUAGUGGUAAAAAAAAAAAGUAGGGUGGUAUGUUUUAUUUUUAUUUUUUGAUAAUGGUUUUAAGAUCAAAUUUUAUUGAAAAUCGUAAAUAUUUACGAUCUUUCAAAUCAUAUAUAAACGAACACAGUUUACAAUGCAAAUAAUAGUGAGGUAUAUUAUAUAAAAUAUAUUAUAUUAGAUACCUAUUAUAUUAUUAUAAUAGAUUGAAUUUUAAUUUCCAUAUAACUUACAUGUCAUUUACUAAUAAAUUACCUACAAGUUAAUAUUUGCUAGUAAAUAUUUAACAGUAUUGGAAAUCUAUUUAUUAUUAUUUUGUUGAUACAUUUGAGUUACCAUUUCAGUUGUUUUAAAGGGUGGGCAAACAAUUUAAGAAGCCAAUUUUUUCCCACCAUCAGGUCAAUUGUUAAAAAAACUUUUCCUAUAUUUUUACCAUAGAAUUUUUCUAGAAAAAAUAUACUCAUCAGUUCAUCUUUCAUGUAUAAAUUAAUAUCUAAUUAUUCAGCUUUUAUUAUUUUAAAUUUUUUAUACACUACUUAUUUUUUGUACGCACAAAUUUGAUUAAUAUUUACCUAUAUUAUAAAACUGAUAAACACUAAAAUUUAUAAUUUGGAUAUCUCGCUUCGCUCAGAAUCCAAAAUGAACAAAUGGUUAGACAAUUCUGUCGCAUCGAUACUGAUUUGUGACUACCAGCUGAAUAGAUAUAGAAUAUCACAUCAUGGGCGUCCCAAGGGAGGGCAGGACGGUGCACUUGCCCCCUUAGAAUUUUAAAAUUUGUUUAUCUUGACAUAAUUUAAGUACACACACAUAAUGGCAAUAAAUUAUUAGCCGGUACACGGUAAUAUAUAUUUUGCAAUCCGCUCCUAGAAAAAUGUCUGGGGACGCCCAUGUAUCACGUAAUUUUUUUUUUUAUUUUCAAUUCUUAUUCAUUUUAUUUUUGUCUUGCACAAGUUAUUAUUAAUAUAUUAUUAUUUAUUGUUUUUAGACAUUUUUGACAUCACUACGAUUUACAGAAUUACAAGUAUGGAUGUUUACAACGACAGUAAUGGUUUGUUCAAUAUUAUAUGUUUUGUGUAUUCGCGUGUUAUACUGACAAAUAUUUAUGUUUAAAAGCAGGAUGAAGCAGUUAAAAAAAAAAAAACAUGUAAAAAACCAAAAAAAAACGACCCAAAAGCUAGACAAAAGUGUGAGGCUAGAAAUUAGCGGAUUUGAAUUUUAAAACAGAUUUAAUUUUUAUAUUCUAAUUUUCUAGAUAUCGGUUGAUAUCUUGAUUUUUGGUAUUCGAAAAAUCGAAUAUGUAGUUUGACACACUAAUUAUGACAGUUAUUGUGCAAUAUAUGUUAUUUAACUAUCAAUAUUUUAACGAUAAAGCUAAAUUUUAAAGGAUACAUCUUGAAACUUAUAAAACUGGAAGAAAAGUAUAAAUUUGUUUUCAAAAUUAGAAUCCGUCAAUCCUAUGCCACAUAAUUUUGUCUGGCUUAUAGUAGUCUAAAACGUGAUAUUUGUCUGUAAAAAUAACUGUAUAUCUUCCUUUUAAAUGGGUAUCGAGCAGCAUAUUAGCGGAAAAGUAUUAUCAUUAAGGUCAUCCAAAGAUAAAAAGUCUAAUAAUAUUUAAAUUUAACACAAAUUACAAAAAAAAAAGAGCUGAUACUGGGGAUGGGAGCGGCCACUGUUGUAGGUGAGAAGUUUGGAAGGUAGGAUACAUAAGGUUAUUUAAUUUAUAUCUGUAAGUAACGAUAAACCGUUAUUUGACGAAAGACGAUUCCGAGCGCACUUUAGUAAUACAUAAUUUAAAGUGCCGUAAUUUUUUGUACGGUUUUCGUUUAAAUUUGAUUUCAAAACGAUUAUUAAAAAAAAAAAUGUCAUCCGAUGAUUUUUGAGAAUUUUACUAUAUUUAGGUAAGUCCAAUAUAAGUUGUAUAACCAAGUUUCAAGUUUUUAGUGUAUUUAUAACCAAAUUAUAGCAAAAAAAAAUUCUAAAAUAUCAAAAGUUUUGGCAAUGAUACCGUAAAAGAGUAAAUCAAAAAGGCAACAAAAAAGGUGUUUUGUGAUUUUUCGAUUAAAUCAUUUUUUCUAGUAGAAAACGUCGUCCGUGUUUUUAUGAAAUAAUGAAAUCGUGAAAUUGUACAUUUUUCUACGUGUUUUCCCAAUUAAGUGCUUUUAUUUAAAAAUGGCUUCGAAAAUCAAAAAAUGACCAGUGUAAAGUACCAUCUAGGAAAAAACGUGUCGACAGUCUAGAACAAAAAAAAAAAUAAAAUAAACAUUUUGGUAAAACCAACGCUAGGAAUUUAAAAUUAAAAACAAAAUUUAUCAAUUAACAAUUAAGUUUACAAGAAAAAAAAUUCAAUGAGACCUAAAGGAAAAUUCUACAAGAGUAUGGAGAGAGCGCCAAAUUUGUAUUAGAGUAUUGGGUGAUAAGACAGAAAAAUAGUACAGAUAAGUGUAACAAAGAUGAACACGUUUAGGUAGAUGAGUGAAAUGAUGAGCAUUUAUCAUAAGUAAAGGAAAGACUAUGUACAUAAGAGGUAUCUUAGACAUGAAUUAGAUCGUAAGCAAAGCUGAAGAAAAUAUACCUGAGAUGGUUUGGGGAUAUCGUGAAGAGAGAGGAAUCAAAAGCAGUAAGAAUUGCAAUAAAAAUAAACAUAAGAGGAAAGAGGGGAAAGGAAAAAUCAUAAGGAGGUAAUUGGAUGCGAUUUAAAAUGAUAUGAGGAGAUAGAUGGGUAUAUACGAAGACGAUGAAUGGAAUCGAGUGAAGUAAAAGUUUAGGACGAGGGUGGCUGACCCCAAAUAGGAUGAAGGCGAAGGAGAAGAAUUUUACAACUCGAUUAUUUUUAUAAUUUUUGCAUUGUAGAAUAUUAUUUACAAUUCUUUACAAUUAUUUAUAAUUCUCUACAAAUCUAUUGUUUAUAAAUUUGUAAAUAUUUAAACAUGCUUAUUGUUUUUAUUAGUUGGAUUCGCAGAUGUAGAUUUUUUAACUCGGCAUGAUGGACGUUAUCAAAUUGAAAUACAUUCAAGAACAAAUGCCAUCGCGAUGCCUAUAAACUUACGCAGUAAUAAAGAUUACCUAGCGAACAAUAUUUUGAAAAUAAAUAUUCCAGAACUUUACGAUGACAGGUUUAUGCCCGAUAACAAUUGUGUAAACGUUACUUUUGAAGAACCAGGGAGUUGGAAAAAAAUUAAAAUCGAAUCAACAGGUAAAUAUUACAUUAAAAUAUGUUCAUAAAUUGGUAUUUUUAAAAUAAAAUUAUAAUUCUCCAAUAUAAUAAAUAAUGCAUUACUUUGAAAUACGGCUAAUAAAUAUAAUUUUAUUUGUAAUCUUGUUAUAGGAAAGACAUGUGAUACCGAUGAGUACUAUAGCCCUAGUACUAAAGGACCAAAAUUUGAUAUAGGUAAUAAUUAUGACUUUGUCUAAUAAUAAUAAAAUACUUAAAAAGAUAUAGACAUAUUUCACACAAUGAGUAGACCACUGUUGUAGGUGAGAAGUUAGGAUAUAGAGAGGAAUUUAAUCUAUAUCUGUAUGCAAUGAUUCAUUUUUGCUCACGGAAAAUGAUUCUGAGCGGAUUUCGGUUAUAUAUGUUUUGAAAAUCCGUAAUAUUUACGAUUUUCAUUAAAAUUUGAUUUUAAGAAUUUAAUACAAAAAAUAAACAUAAUACAUUACACUUAAUUUUUUUUGUUAGCCCCAAAGUACGACUUAUAAUAUAAAUCCCCAGCUAAAUUGUUAAGUAUUAUUUUUUUGGUCUAACAAUGUUAUCCACAGAAUAUCUACCGAAUGAAAAUUACAUAAAAGUCUCACAAAAUUUAAAUGUUUAUAAAUAGUUCAAAAAUAGAUAAAAUGUUUUGAAAAUUUUAUCAAGUCUAGAACAGGUAAAAACUAAUUUUCUGCCCAAAUUUCAAUUUUCUACAAAUCUGUUUAACUAAAUCAAAACAAAGCCGUUUGUGUCCCAUUUUUUCCUAUUUGUGAUGAAAUCAGCUGGGAAAAUCUAAAAAUAACCUCUCAGAAAAAGUGCUACACUUAAAAAUUGGAGAAAAAUUUCUGGUAGAAAAGUUGUUCACAGAACAAAAAAAAAAAAUAGCAAAUAAUAAACAUCAUUGUAAAUCCAAUACAUUCCUCGUCCGCUCAAAAUAUAAAAUAUAAAGAUUGUAUGCAUAAAUGUAUUUCUGUUUACCUAUUUUAUUAAAACUAUGAAACAUGGGUCAUAAAUGGUAAGAAAAAAGACCGACAUAUUUUGCACGUGAGUGGACGAUUGUUGUAGGUAGGAAGUUGGGGAGGUGGUAGAGGGGAAAUUUAAUGUAAACCUGUACGCAACGAUUAACCAUUACUAACGAAAAACGAUUCUGCGCGUUAUUCGGUUGAUAGUGUUGCUUUGUCAACAAUAUAUAUUACAUAUAUAAUUCUCGUGCACGUGUUUGUGGUCGCAAUCCUCCAAAACGGCUUGACCGAUUUUCAUGAAAUUUUUCGUGUAUUUUUGGUAGGUUUGAGAAUAGAUCAUAAAGUAUUUUUCAGCCUCCUGCUCCCACCCACUAUUUUUUAAUCGCGAUUUUAGUAUUUUCAUUUAUAUAUAGAUAUAUACACGAGCAACACCAAAUAAUUUAUCUUAUAAUAUAAUAAAUAUAAUUUGUUUGUUGAUUUGUGUUACCCUGGUACCAGGAAUGAAAAAAAUGGUAGUUAAUUAUUAUAAGAAAUUAGUCGAAAAAUAUCAUGUGAUCAUCAAAAUCAGUCCAGUCGUUCUUGAGUUAUAAAUGGUGUAACUAUCCCAACUUUGUUUUAUUUAUGUAAGAUUUUUGUUUAUUCAAAGGUUGCCACGGAACAAAGAAAAACUAUUUUAAUUAUUAUUAUUACUAUUAUUUACAAUAUAACACACUGUCCACCUAUUUGUUUUCAUUCAAUCUUAACACGGCCAAAACCAAAAAUGAAUAUGGGUAAAAUAAUAAUACUACAAAUUUUUACGGGCAACGCCGGGCGCGGGACAGCUAGUAUAUAUAUAAAAUAGUAAAAUAAUUACAUUAUAUUAUACACGUAUUUUUUUAAUAAUAUUUAUUUAAUAUUGUACCUUUUUUUCCGUUUUUUCUCCCUAAAUUACCCCCUCAGAAAGAAUACUUUCAUUGUGAAUUGGUGCAAAGUUGCUGGUAGAAAAAUUGUUCACAGAAAAAAAUUAAAUAAAAUAAACAUCGUUGUGAAACAGUUUAUGUUUAAUUUUUUUUUUAUUUCCAGAAAACAUUAAUACAGCUUGCUACGAUGCUCUAGAUUAUAUAUACGGUAACCAACUAUAUUAUAACGGAAAUCAGACAUUUUUCACUGUACAUUGGGUGCCAAAGAAAAAACAAACAUGUGUAGCAAUUACUUAUUUGCAUAGGUUGAAAUCUGAUAUGGAAAUUAUCAUUAGUAUAUUAUUUAAUGUGAACAAUACGUUAAUAACUUCUCAUAAGUUGGAAAAAGAAGUGAGUAUUGACAUAAUUUACCAUACUUAUACACGUCAUGUUGCCAUAGUCUGCUAUUCAAUAAUUAAUGUUAUUCAUUGAAUUCCUUUAUUUUUUAUUUUUUUAACUAACACCUUGGAUUUUUGUUUGUUUAUAACUAGGAUGUUAUAAAAACGUUGAUAAUUAGUAAUAUGACUCUUGUACAAGAUCAAACGUAUGAAAUAACUUUAAAACGAACAUUUGGUUCCAUGCGCAAUUAUUACGGACUAAAUUCAUAUUAUGGAAAUUGGUUCGGACUUUUACAUAUUAAUGAAUGCACCGAGAAUAUAGGUAAUACUAAUUUUAAAAAUAUUAUUAUGAUUAUAAUAAGACUGCUGAGCUCAUUGACACAUUUUUAAAUUUAUCAUGUUCCGAAGAAGUGCCAAUAUUAAGUAUAACUUAAUCAGAUUAGGUAUAUGAGAAAACUAAUACAUGAUUUUAUGUGACAUAAUGGGUAUACCUAUACAUAUUUCAAAUGCAAAUCAUAAAAAUUUAAUUAUAAUCGAUUAAUUGUUUAACUUAGUAUACGCAUAAUUGCUAUUUUCGAUUUUACUCUAAUCCGAUUCCUAUUAUUGUUAUUUUGUAAUGAAAAUAUAAACAAUUUUAUGAAUAUAAUAUAAAAAACCAUUAUUGACUUAAUAAAACCCAUGUAAACAUAAUUAUAAAAAUUAUAAAAAUAUAUGGAUAUAAACAUUAAAUUUAAAUCAAAUCGUCUCAUAUAAAAUGAAAUAUUGAUAUAUUGUAAUACUUUCUAUAAUUAGAUAUGUAUAGUACCUUGUAGUAUUAUUUUCAUUUAUUUUGCAGACGAAGAAAUUAAAACUGUUUCUUUGAAAGAAAAUGGUAAACGCCCAAAGGCCUUCGGAGUUCUUCGUAAUGGUAAUAUUAGUACAACUUAUCAGUUUGUUUAUAAAUAUAAAUCGUUUAGCUACCUUAUGAGUGAAACGCAUUUAAAGAGCAUCCUAUAAAAUGUUUGUAGUUUAUCAUUGAGGAAAAAGGAGUUAGUAGGAUGCGGUACAUAAAAAACAAACAAAUUAAAAACAACCGAUAAAAUUUAGUUGGCAAUUUAGACUCCGAAAUCCGGAUUUUCGGAAUCCGUAGUCAACCGAAAAUUAUUACUGUAUAGAUUUUUUGUCUGUGAAAGGGUCUAAUAGGGUAAAACACCCUAUUAGAAACUUCAAGAAAACUUAUACUUUUUUUAAAAAUAAAUUGUAUCUUUCAUGCGUCGUUUUUAUGAUACUUAACUAAAUAUAAUAUUUUGUAACAGAAGCAGCAUGGUUCGAAACGGUAAAUUCUACACAGGUUAACUCAACCAUUUGUUUAAACGGAGGAUACGAGCUAUUCAAUGAAACGCCUAUAUGUGUUUGUCCUCCUGGAUUUACAGGGAAAUUUUGUGAAAAAGGUAAUUCAAUUAUCAAACCAUGUGACAAUUUUUUAUGCUUCUCUAAUUCAUUUGGAAUUUACAUAACUAUGCCAUACGAUAAUAAUAUUCUUGUAAAUAUAUAACGUCAAACCUUAGUUUUGAAUAUGAUUAUACACAUAAAAAUAUAUAUCAGGAUGCGGAGCAAAUUUGUAUGGAGCCGACUGUAAAGGUAUUUGUUCCAUGCACCCGAGUAAAAUGUGCCGUGGCAUUUUUAUGUGCACACAAUAUUAUGGAUGCACGUGCCCAGCAGGAUUAACCGGUCCGUUAUGUAAUAAAGGUAAAUGACCGUAUAUAAACUGUACGGUGUUUCCGAAUUGCGCACGGAAAAUAUAAUAUAGGUCGAGUUGCGUGCGCGAUUUUUUUUUUUUUAAAUUUUAGAUUUUGCAAAAAAACUUUUCACUUGGAAAUAAUCUCAUUUUUUGAUUUUACGAUUUAAAAUUUAAAACAGUUUAAGAAUAUUUACGUAGACCAAGAGAUUAAAUUUUUAAAUGAAUACAAUUUACACAUUAUUUCUGUGCGUGUUCAUCUCUCAAUAUUGUUAUUUAAAAAUUUACUGUCAUAAAAAAAACCGCACGCGCAAUUAGGUUGCGACCAACAUCGCCUUUUUUUUUUUUUUUUGGCAUGCAAUUCGAAUGCAUCAAAACUUUAUAAUAGGUAUAACAUUAAUAUUUGUUUAGACUGCGAAUCGGGAACAUACGGUGCUAAUUGUGCAAAUAACUGCUCAUCGAACUGCCGGAACAAUGUAUGCGAUCGAUAUACGGGAAUGUGUUCUCAAGGAUGUUCAUCAGGAUACGUUCUGCCGUAUUGUUUAGAAAGUAAAAUAUAUUUUUUGAGAUCUUAACUGCAGAGAAUAUCGAAGCCUUACAAAGAUGUUUAUUUUACGCAUAAAACACUUAUUUAGUUAGUAAGAAUUCUCCGAAUUCUUUAUAUUGUAUAUUAAUAGAUGCGAACUUUUUCCUCGAUGACGCUUUAUUUGAAAAGUUUUUCUAAAUAAAAAAUUGAUUUUCUACACAUUUUUAAAAAACUAACAACAAAUGGCAAUGCAGUGGUUUCAUUUUAAUAUUUCUAGGUUAACUUGAUUCCACGGGGAAAAAGCAUGCCUUAUACUAUAACCUUAUAGAUUCACUCAGAAUCUUUUUUUGAUUACAAUGAUUUUUCGUAGCAAUUAGUGUAUUAAAUAAAUUAUCCUAUAUUCUAUGCCUACCAAAUAUACAACUUACAGCAAUGGACUAUCGACUUAUGGUGCGAACUGUGAAGUAUAUUUUGCCUUUUUUUUAUUUUAAAAUUGUUUAUUUUAUAUUAUUUUAAAAUUGUACUCAUUUCAUUAUGCUCGCCAUUAUUACAACAAAAACUAUUCUGGGCUUGAAUUGUUAUUAUUUUAUUUAGGUACUUACAAAUUAAAUGUUUAAUCAUUGCAUUUAAAAAACUUUCCUAAGAUAACGGGAACGGGUGCAGUCAUUGUUGUAAGUGUGAAGUUGAGAAUGUAGGAUACAGACGGGAAUUUAAUGUACAUCUUUAAGCAAAAAUAUUAACCAUUGCUAACGAAAAAACGAUUCUGAGUGGAAUUCUGUUGAUAGUGUUGUUUAAUAUUGUACCUAUUUACUCAUUCUCCCGUUCUUCUUCCGUUUUUUUCGGUUUUUCCAGUAUAUUGAGAAAACUUUUGAAAAAUCAAAAAAUUACCUCCUUAAAAUACCUCCCCAGUUAAAUUACCUUUCGGAAAAAAUGCUACUUUUGUAAAUCAGAACAAUAUUUCUGGUAGAAAAGAUAAAAAAGAAAUAAACAUCAUUGUAAAACCAUAAACCUUUUCACCCACUCAUAUAAAAACUUAAUUAAAUUGUACAACAAUUAGUGAGCCAUAUGUCUGCAGUAUUUUAAAUUAUUAUAAAUGAAUUAGUGCAUAUAUGUUGCAGAAUUAUUAUAGUCAUGUAGGUGAUGCUAAUUUAAAUAAUCAAUAUUACGCUCUCCGUACCGUAUUUACCUAAUUAGGUUUUUUAAUGUCCAGAAAUUCUGUUCAACUUCUUGUAUCUCAACCGAUUUUGUGUGUAAUGAUUUUUUUUUAAAUCUUAGAAAAGUAACUAACAAAUUCCGAGUAUAUUAGGGUACAUAAUACAGUUCGGAAUAUAUUAAUUGAUGUAAUAUAAAAAAAAUGUAACACUUGCAAUUUUUCAUAUACUAAAAAAAAUAUAUAUAUAUUAAAUAAUUGUUCAUACAAUAUAAAUAAUUUUAAGUUUUGUACUUUAUUAUUUUUUGCACUAUGUUUAGAAUAUCCAUAUCUUGUUAAGCCGCCCACACUGCUUUCCAGCAAAUACGAAGAACUAGAAAUUAGUAUAAAUUUUCAAUCGGACAAUGUUAAAGGCGGAGAUGGCAUUACGAAACUCAAAUAUUAUCAAAUAGUUUACACAGUAAAUAUAAAUAUUCGUAAUUUGUAUUUUGAAACAUAAUUACUUGCCGUAAUUUCAGAUAUUUAAUUAUAAGUGUAGUAAACUUAAUAAAAGGACAGAUUUAAUUUUACUAAAUGUAGAACAUUGAUUUUUCAAUUCUGUAGAAAGAGCUAAUAAUUAUUAUAUAAGAGACCGUCACAGUUUAAUUUUCGGUAGCUAUUUAUUUUUCUAAACGGCUAUGUAACAAAAGUAUAUACACGUAAAAUAAACGAAUAUGGCUUUAAACUGGUUUUAAAGAUAAAACACGUUAUUCAAUUUGUAGACGGCAUCAUUUGAAAGACAACCUCUUUAAAUAUUCGACUCAUUAUCAAAGGUAUAAAAAAUCAUAAUAUUUAGAGGUUUUUUUUUUUAAUAACUUCUUAUAAUUUAUAUUUUAAAAAAACGCCGAAGUUGUCUUCAAAAUAUUGCCAUCAACAAAUUAUAUAAUAGGUGUUCUAAAACCAAAUUUAAAAUCAUUAUUAAUAAAAUAAAUUAAUAUUUAAUUUGAUCAGUUUAAUUAAUUAAUUAUAAUAUAUCUAUUUUAAAGACAGGAGAUUUGAGUCGCGUUAUGACAUUCAGGUCUAAUUUCAAAUUGAUUACCGACAAUAACAAUGAAACUUCCGAAGUGUUAAGCGAUUUAAAAGCAGAUACUGAAUAUACAGUAGGUGUUCUAUUAAUAACUGCUGAUGGAAAUUUCAACGCUCAAGAUAUGGUGUACGGAAAAUAUAAGACAUCCUGUAUUCGUAAGUCUUUUCGAUAAAUCAUUUGUAGCAGAAUAGAAAUUAAGGUUAGUAUAAGCAGGACCAUUGCUAGGGUACAAGCAAGUCAUACGUUGCUUUACAGUGGCGUACAGUUUUAAAGAAAUUGAAGCGGCAAAAUGAAAUUAAUUAUCCUAAAAAGAGAACUAUACAAUUUUCGUUUUAGGACUGAGAAUAAUUUACUACGGGCUGGGUAUAAUGUGAUAAUAUUUGUAUGUAAGAUGUUUAACGUGAGCGCGCGGUGAUCUAUCCAUCGAUAGGAUGACUUACGGCAGUAAUGUCACAAUACGUAAUCAGCCGGAUGCGAAUGAUGUAAGUAUGUGAUUGAAUAAACUAGCAACGUUAUACGUUGUAAGAUUAUUACAGUGUGUGUGAAAAUGAGUUUUUGUGUGUGUUUGUGACCGUACGAUUUGAUUGUGAUAUAAUAUGUAUGCAUAUAUUAUUGUGUCGAUAUAAACACGUAUUAUAUGUAUUACCGACGACUAUUAGCUAUCGUAAACAAUUAUUAUUUUUUUAUGCCGAUUUAUUCUCAUUAAUAUCUUAUUACGAAAAUAUGAUAAGUAUCACUUACCUAAUUACCUUAAAGAUCUGCUUGAAGUUCGCAAGUAGAUCGUUGCUCAAGAUAUAUGGAACAAGAUAUAAAAAGGGAUUUAGUUAUCGAUAAAUCGUUGGAAUUUGUAUGCUUCGUUAGAUAAUCAAAGAUACGUUAAUAUCCUAUGCUAAAGUUAAACUCUUAUCACGGCAACCGAAUGUUUAGCCUAACUAUACAAUUAUAUGUCAUUCUGCUCCUAUUCAGGCGUAUGGAUAAUCAAUAAGUGAUCACAAACAACCGUAUUUUAUGUUUAUGUUCGAGCCAGUCGGAAGUAAUAUGUGCCAUGUAUAAAAAAAACAAAAUGGCAAUUAAUACAACUAAUAGUUAUUAAAGGUGAGGGACUGAAGAAUAACGAAAUACAACAGUUCGCCUAUAACGGUAUCUGCAACUGUUGUAUUGGUUUUGAAGAAUUUAGGUAUGUUGAGAGUGAGCGAGCAAAAUGUAAAUGCUUCUGCUAAACGAACCCAAAGAAGUAAAGAAAUUAGUGAUACGUUUAUGUCCUCCAUGAUCUACCACAUUAACGACGCCCACUUAAUAGUCACAAUAGCUUAAAAUAGGGUGCCUCUUUGUGGGUGACGCGUGUAGUUAAUAUUGUGAAUUAAGGUGUAGUGCACUUUGGUGGCUACACUGAUAUUAUUAACGAUGGAACAGGUAAUUUGUACAGUAUCACCUUAAUCGUAUUUUUUAUAAUUACAACUUUACAUAUUAUAGUUACUAAGUUGAGAAGAGCGGUGCUUGUUAAAAUGUUGACACAUUAAAUUUUUCUAGUUUUCCUUUUAUUAUUAUAAUAAUAUUUAUGUUUGCCUGUUUUUAAAGUAAGUUCUUAGGUACAUUUUUAUAGUUAAAAAGUAAGACAACUUUAAUUUUUUAUACCUACUAAAAAUAAAACUUUUUAGUCACUAUGAAAAUAUCACGAAAUAUAUUCGUUGGUGGAGUAAAUUGUUAUGAUAUACAUUUCAAAUUAUUAUUGUUUAAAAAAAAAAUUAUAAGAAAAAAGUCAAACUAUAUUUCAUAAUAAUAAAUAUCUAUACCGAGACAUAAAUCAAAAUAAACUUUACAGGUACUUAUGUCCUAUUAUAUUCCUAUACAACAAAUACAAUUUUAAUAAAAUAAAAAUGUCUUGUCAUUCAUAAGUCUUUUUCUAUUAAAUAUAAAAAUAAUAAUAAAUUAAUAUAAUUUAUAAUAAAUACCUAUAUCAAGGUAUAAAACAAAAUAUAUUGUAAUAAAUAUUGUACAUUAAUAUCUAUUAUAUUCUAUUAGUAAACGAAAAUAGCACUAGUAAACUAUAACAACUUGCCUUUUUUUCGUACCAAAUUUAUUUAUUGGAAAAGUAAUUGAAACUGCUAAGUUCUACUCGUAUUACCAGAAUCACUCAAUGUAGAAUAUAAUGUAAUGAUGUAUAAUAAUUUUGUCUUAUAUUGGUUCGUUGUAAUUAAGAAAGAAAUCUACCAAAUAAUUUACUUUUUAUAAGAAUAAACAGAAAAUGAUCCAUUAUUCUUUACACUGAUAAAAUAUACAGAAUAUUAUAACAAAACACAUGGCAAUAAUGAAAAUUAAAUUAGUUUUUUCAGCCUCCACAGUGUUCCAUAAAUAAAAGUACCUACAAAAUAUUUCUACUGUAACAAUUAACCCGCAUAACAAUUACCCCGCAUUCCCUUAUGUUUAAAUUUAACUAAAAAUUACGAAAACUCAAACAUUGAUAUUUACUUGUCAUUUAUCUAAAAAGUGUUUUUAAUUUUUUUUUAAGAACCUCAAAACACAAAUUAUCAUAUUAAAUUGAUAACUGAACAAAAAAGCGUCAAAAUAUUAUGGAAUCAAGUAAGUCAACAAAUUAUGUAUAUUUUUAUAUCAAUUAAAAUAUAACAUUUAGAUUUGAUAUAAUUAGAUAUAUAUUACAUACCUAUGUGUAAUAUAAUUAUGAAUGAUCAUUCAAAUAUAAUAUUCUAUAGGUGUAGCCAAAAACAAAAAGCCAUACGAAAAUGAACUAAUAAUAAUACUAUAAUUUACAGAUAACUACCAAACGUUUAGAAUGCAAUAUUGUCAAAUAUGUAUUGACGUUAACUCUAAAUAAAUCACAAAAUGAAGUUCCGGGUACUAAAGAAAUAAUAUCAAGUUCAAAAAGUUUUCAUCGUAUAGAUGACCUCUAUCCUGGCUACCCAUAUAACAUAAAAAUGAAUCCUGAAACGUCUAUGGGCUCUUUACAACCUUCACCAACAUAUUCGUUUACUCUCCCGAUAACAGGUGAUUAUUUAAGUUUAUUAUGCUAUCGGUAUAAUUAUACUGAUGUAUAAAAUUUUAUAGAUGAUGAUAUAAAAAUAAACAACAUUUUCACGACCACUGAAGGAGGAAAUAUUAAAGUAUCUUGGCAAUUGGAAAACUCUUAUCAACAUGAAUCUAUUUAUGAACCAGUUACCUAUGUUGUUAGAUACAAAGUAAUUUAUUUAACUGGAUGCCUACCUAGUUGAACCCAAAAUUGAAAUAACAUUAUUUAUUAGUUAUUAUAUUAUAAACGAAAUUACAUUAUUACAGAUUAAUCGAAUCCUUAGUUGUUGUUUGAAACCAAUAAAACAAAACUGGACAUCUGUUACGGUUUUCAAUCGAACCGAAUUUGAAAUAACUAAUGCGAUACCUAAUUCUCAGUACAGUAUACAAGUCGGAGUCGCUGUUAAAAAAGACAUAAAUUCUGUAAAAUACGAAAAAAUGGUGUUUACAUUGACACCAGAAUCAUGUAAAAUUCUAUCCAAUUCAGAUUGUGUGUAAAUUUGUAAUGAUUAUUUAUUUAUGUUUUUCUUUUAGAUCCACUAAUAGAACCCGUUAUUGAUCCUUUUAAUCCACCACGUGUAACAAACAGUUCGGUAUUCGUUAAAUGGAGAAUCAAUCACAGCGACUUUAAUUCUAGCGAUAACUGCAUAAAAUUGAACGGGUUUAUUUCGAAUUUCUACGUCGAAUUACUGGUAAAAAUCCAAGUUAAAUUAAUUUUUUAUUAAUUUAUGAAAAAAGGAAAUAUUUAUUUUUAUUUUUCUGUAGGAUACGAAGGAUAACCUAUUACAAAUAAGAGAAACUAAAGAAAACCAUAUUCUUUUCGACGAUCUAAAUUUAAAUUCUUCAUAUGAACUGAAAGUAUUCAUACAAACAAACGUUGGUUAUAAUCCUGAACAUUUUCUAUUUAUAAAAGUCAAUAGUGAGUUCAAAAGGAGUUUUUAUUUUUCUAAAUAUCUUAUUAAUAUCUUAUUAUAGUUAUAUAUGUUACUGUUAACUUAAUUAUUUUUUUUGUAAAUAUAUACAUAUUUACAUAAUAAUUAGUUAUUUUAUAUUCAAAUGUUUGGUUAGCAUAAUAAAUUGCUUAAAAUUUCGUAAAAUUCACUAUAUCAACUAAUGACUAUAUAAACUAACCAAAAACUCUGAUAAACGUUAUAAAUAUAUAAUUCUAACCAAUUAUAAUUUAUAGAUAGUUGUCAGUAUUAUUUGGUCAGUAUGAUAAGGUUAGGUAGAUUAGGUUCAGUGAACGGAAAAUGUUGAUCUUAAAAGUGUGUGACUUCAUGAUUAUUAGUAGACACUAUUGUAAACUUAAAAUCUGAAGAAGAACUUAAAUCUUACGGCAGAGAAUGCAAGUGAUACACACAAUGAAAAAGUGGUUCAAAAUCAGAGGGAUUAGACAUUCUAAUUCCUGAGUUCGACAGAGUAAAGUGUGACUCCAGAAAUACAAGUAUUCUCGUAUUCUUGGAAUUAUUUUAGAAGUAGAUGAGGAAAAAGACUUGUAUAAGAUUGGUACCAAAGAAGGACUUUUGGCACAAACAUAUUCCAGAAACCAAUAAAAUAUUUGUCAAUAAAAGUUCAUAUGUAAAGAGGAUAUUCCUGAUGUAACGGUGUCGUAAAAAAAAUUAAAUUUUAUACGACUCGAAAUUUCAUUAUAGUUUAUCUGUUCUAAUAAAUAAUUAAUAAUAAUAUAAUACAUUUAUUUAACUUAUUUUAUUCUAUUAACAAUUUUCAGAGUUUUGUCAGUAGCAAUUAAAUACACCAACCUAAUUUGAUUGGUUGAUUUGUAUAAUAAACAAUUACAGUGUUGAAUUACAUGAAAUGUAUCAAAUUAUGUAUAAGAAUUAGAUAUUAUGUAAAAUAACUAGUUAAUCUGAUAAUAUGCACAUCUUUCUUAGUUUCGGCCCUUUAAGACCAUACUGCUUAACACAAACUUUGCCCCCUGUCCCUGACUUCGCUGCUUCUCUCCAUCUGGUAUGAGGUUUUAUUAUUUUAAUGACUUUCUUCACGAAAUCUUCCCAUCUUAGUUUAGGUCUACUUAGCGGUCUUUUCCCUAUAGGGUCUUCUUCAAUGACUUACCUAACACUCUUUUUACGCCACGCAUGAUCUGCCCACCUUAGUCUUUGUUUGGCAAUCUCUCUAACUAUAUUCAGCUUCUGAAUAAGUAUUUGGAGUUUAUCAUCAUGUAGUUUUCUCCAUUCAUUAGACUUUCCGUAGAACUUUUCUUUCAAAUAUCAUUUGUCAUUGAUUCUUCCGUUUUUCUCAGUGCCCACAUUUCCGAACCGUAUAGAACAAUUUUAUUGAUCUUAUUAGUGUCAUAAAUAUUUUAAUUUUUAGGUUUCCAGAUAAAGUCUUCGAUUUCAGGACUUUUUCUGACCCAUAAUGAUAAAAUUCUUUAUUCGAUUUUUGUAUCCUUGAUGACACUUCUGUCUUAACCAUCGAUACCCUUGAUUAUAAUCGAUCCCAGAUUGUGAUACUUUUUUGAAACUGUGCACUCCUAUUUCAAUAUAUGUUCUUGUUCACAAUUCCUAUUUCUUCAUCUAGCCACUAGAUAAUGUGCACAUAGUAUUAUUAAAUUACCCAAGCAUUUUAGGUAUUUUGUAAUAUGUAUAUGUAAUAUACAUUCUACACACUUUAUCACAGUAAUUAACAGUAACAUAUAUAUUAUACAUGUAUAUAAAAUUACAUUUGAGGCUAGUAAAAUAUUAAAUGGUACUUACUACAUGAACGGUAUAGACUUACUUGUAGAUAGAUUAUAUAAUUCUCGUAUAUUGGACAUUGAUAGCCGAAUUGUUGGAUAUAUAUUUUUUAACAGUUUUCAUGUUGUAUUUAUUUACUUAUUUAUUUAUUAAAUCACCUUCAAAAAUACAUAAAUAAUUUCAUUACACAUAGAGAAUAAAUUGAACACAAUUUCUCAAUUCACACGAAAUUAAGGUGAUCCUGUUCCAAAAAGCAAGUAUGUAGAAGGGUACAACGAAAAAAAAAUUAUACGUUCAAGUUGUGAAUGAGUGAAUUAUAGAAACCAUAUUAAAUAUAUAAUAAUUAAUAAUUUAAUAAAACUAUAUGUUAUAAUAAUGUCUGUUUAAUUUUACACAGGUUAUUUAGAUUUGACGCCAAUAAAAAAUUUAAUGGUUUAUAAAAAAAGUCAAAAGUAUCGUAUGGUAGGACUUCGAUGGAGCUAUCUGAAUAAGAAUUCAUCUUUCGACGGAUUUUUAACCGAAUUAAAUGGAAACGAUUCUGAAAACACAGAUAGUGUGUCGAUUAUUCCCCCAGAAAAAUGUUCUGCUUGGCCAGAGUACUACUGUUAUACACUUUAUAAUUUGGACCCCAGUAUACAAUAUAAAUAUGCAGUAUGUAUUGAAUAUUAUAAAAUAAAAAUAUUUUAAUAAAAACCUUCUUGUUUUUUUGUAUUUCAUUAGAUUAAACCCAUGUAUUCGGGUAUUUCUGAAGGUUCGGAUGCGUCUUCAAUUUCUUUCAACUGCAUUGAUAAUAAUGGUAAUAAUUAAGUAAUAUUAAUAGUAGUAAGUAAUAAUUAUAGUAAUAAUUGUGAUUGUUAUCAAAAACUUAUUAAGUCUAUCUUAACUUGGUUUUCAUUUAUUAAAUAAUAUACCAAAAAUAAAAAACUGUAAACUUUGUGGUGUAGACGGUAAAUAUAAAUUGUACCCAACCAUGAAUAAUCUUUCAAGCCAAUGAAGAGUAAUAUUUUUAUAAGCAUUGCGCGUGGACUUAUUUUAAAAUAUUACCUCACUAAAAAGUAUAGCAUUUUAAAUAUUUCCUUUUUUAAAUAACUACAAAUACCUAUUUGUCUAUUUUGUCAGUUUAUAUUUUACCAAAACAAUAAGAAAAUAUUGGUUUUUUAAAUUUUAUCAUGAGCUUUCAAACUAAAUUUUACUUGAAUGCAAUAGUUUAAGUUUUAUCUACGAAGCAUAAUUUUGCUUUUAUAGUAGCACAGAUUAUAAUAUGCGAUCGUAACAAAAUUAUCACUCACUAGUUUAUUAUUAUUCUAUUAGUGCCCGGAGCUCCAACAAAUUUACGCAGUGUUGAUAUUGGGAAAACCUAUGUGACCCUCCAGUGGGAUAUCCCAUGGGUAUUCAAUGGUAUAUUGGCAAUGUUUGCUAUAGACGGAAAGGAAAUACCAGCUGAGCAUAUGGACACGAUUAAUCCUCAAAUAAUUGAUGUAAUAAAAGUUCCAUUUAAAAACGAAGUUCCUUCUUAUAAUUAUAACGUUAGUAAAAUGCAUUUUUGCUUUUUCAAUUAAUAAAACCGAAUAUUCUUGACUGAUGGUUAAUAUAAUAUUUGUAUACAGCUUACAGGACUAAAACCAGGUUCAACUUAUUCAAUCGGAGUGUUUUCUGUUAUCACAUCUGAAAUUCGACUUAGCUCUGCAGCUAAAGUGAUAAUAACAACGAACAGCGUAUUAUAAGAAUUUGGAUACUGAUGACAUAAGUAGUUAUUAAAAAUAAUUAUUUUUAGUUGUUAUUGCAUUAUUGUAAUUUUAUUAACUCUAGUACGUCACAUGAUAUAUUUUAAUAAUUUUUUUUUCAUGUUUUGAACACACUAAUUAUACUGUAUUUUAUUAUAUUCUGUAUUUAAAAAUUUUAUCAGCUUUACCUUACGUAAUUAAUAUUAUUAUACUACAUCGU